GAUCUAUUAAAAUAUAGUACAGAAGAUAUAGAUUUCUGUACUUAUGUCACUGUGACAAUCUGUUACUGUUACCAACACGCCAAACCGAAAAAGCUGGAAGGAAAAAUAUAAAAAUCAGUUUGUUUGGAACCAGUAUAUAGGAAGUGUGCGUGUUUCAACUCUCUACCAAUUCCCAAAUCAAAACACGCCUAAUUUCGGGGGGCCCUGAAUUCGGGACUUUGAUGAAUGGUCACACGAGCCAUGGCUUCGCUGUCUCUGCCCAAAGUGCUGCACCCGAGAAAAACCAGCCUUGAGAUUGAGAGGGAGAACUUCGAAAAAUCACAGAUUUGCAUGCCAUUUUAAUCCCUUCCCAUUAAUAUUCCUUCUAAACCUUCUUAAUAUCAAAAACACCUUGCAUGCAAUUUUGUAAAUAUGGCCAGAGAGUACUCGCCAAGGGACUUGGAGAAAUACGCUCAAGCACUCCAGAAGGCUAUCAACGGUAACGAAACCCCGGUAAAGCAGAAACAUGUCAGAUCCGCGAUCAUUGGCACUUUUCAUACUCAGAGCGCAAAAGUUUUUUGGGCUUACGCUCUUCGGCUACCCUCUAUGGAUGACAGGAUCGUCGCUUGGAAGCUGUGCCAUGUAGUACAUAAGGUACUUCGAGAAGGUCAUCCCUUAUGCCUUGUGGAUAGCCAACGUCACAAGAAAGACUUGGAUGCAUUGGGCAAAUUGUGGGGCCACUUACGUGAAGGCUAUGGCAGAAUGAUCAAGUUGUACACAGCACUGUUGAUCAACAAACUGGAGUUCCAUAGGAGGAAUCCAAGGUUUCCAGGACACCUUGGUGUUACCGCUGAGGAACUAGAGAGCAUUGCUGGGAAUGAUAUAAAUAAUUACUUUGAAAUGACAGUGGAAAUGUUUGACUAUCUGGAUCACAUUUUGGAACUCCAAGAGGCAGUGUUUGGUUCCCUCAACAUGGCGCGUUCCAACUCGAUGACAAGCGCUGGCCAAUGUCGCUUGGCCCCUUUAAUUCCAUGCAUUCAAGAUGCGUCCAAAUUGUACGACUACUGCGUCAAGAUCAUGUUCAAACUUCACAUGGCACUUCCGCCUGAUACACUCCAAGGACACAGGGAACGCUUCCUGAAACAGUUCCGCGCACUGAGGAAGUUCUACGAGAGCACCAGCAACUUACAGUACUUCAAGGAUUUAAUUGCUAUACCUCCAUUACCCGAGGUUAGUGUCAUGGAGGAAGAGUUGGUUACUUGUAUUUCCUUUUUUGAGGCUAAGUCAAGCAGCGAAACCAGUGUUGGUGGUGCCAUCCCUACAGCGCCUCCCGAUCCAUAUAUAUUUAAUAAUUUGUAAAAUCUUGCCAUGUAAUUUGUAGGGCUUGGGACAAUAAGGUGCCUAAUCCACAUUUGAAUAAAAAACACAAUUCGCUAAUAGAUGCCGCUUUAAUCUCUAAAUGACGUUUUUGAAGAACCACAUAUCCUUAUGUUAAGAAGGGAAAGCUGAAAGCCACUUAAAUUUCAAGAUUGGCGCUUAACGGAAAUUAGUCGAUGGUUGUUUCAAUGAUACAGAGGGCAAAUAUGAUAUGUGUGACUCUGAGUAGUAACAAGUUUUUUUUUCAACUUAUUUGGAUCAUUCCGAACAAAAAAGGCUUUCAUUAUCUUUUCUCUAAAGCUGAACAUUUUUGGGUUAGAAGCGAUUUAAUGCCCUAAAAAUGGGUGUAUGCAGUGCUUAAAAACACGGAUAAAAAUUAUAAUUUUUGAGGUCGCCAAGUAUCUAAAUUAAAGUUUUUACCAUGCUUACCCUGAUAGGUAUUUUGAGAUUACUUUAUUUUAAAGCGCUUUUCAACCUUGUCUCUUAGACCAAAAUUGGCUUUUGGUUUUCACAGACAUGCAGAACUGACCCUUGCGACCGCUCCGUUGUCCAUGACUAUCUAGAUUGCGGAACAAUCGACUAACCUUAGGCAGUUCAAAAAUCGGAUCAACAAAGUUUUUUUAAGCUCCACGGUGCCUUGGUAUUUAAUCUUCUGCCUACGCGGCUGCUUCGGUAUAAAAAAUAUGGCUUAAGUAUCUUAUUGCCCCAUAUAAUCUAUACUUUGCCAUAUAAAGUAUCGCUCGUCCUUAUUUCUCUUCUAAUUAUUUAUUUGUGACACUUUUUUUAUGCAACAAUCUUUUAUUUCAAAUUGUUUUGCCGCUUCAGUAUUCUCGUCAAAUUGUUUAACUGAUUAAACCUUUCAUAGGCCGAUUUUUCGCGAAUUUAAAAUAAAAUUAUAUGAUAAAAAAUUGAGAAUUCAGCUUAAACAUACAUAAUUUGAGAGAAUAAGAAUAUGAUGUUUGUGUUGAGUGUAAGAAAAAUAAAGUGUAAUCGAUGGUAUCAGUGAUUCAAUAAAUGCUUUCCGCCA
Acanthoscelides obtectus is the source of this 2383-nucleotide messenger RNA. The record is from the annotation of a GenBank genome assembly. Lineage: Eukaryota; Metazoa; Arthropoda; Insecta; Coleoptera; Chrysomelidae.